Molecule: messenger RNA, 1935 nt
Organism: Brenthis ino (lesser marbled fritillary)
Lineage: Eukaryota; Metazoa; Arthropoda; Insecta; Lepidoptera; Nymphalidae
Source: the annotation of a GenBank genome assembly
AUGGAGGAACAAGCGUGCUUGGUGCACGCUCGCUCCGACUCUGAGAGCUCGUCUAAGUUAGGCAGCUUCGGAUCACUGUCACGCACAAUGACAUACACUGAUACGAGAUUGAGUGUUAACUCUGGAACAGAAGGUUCCGGCGAACCCGGUAACACAACAACGAUGACGAACAUACCGCCAGAGAACCCCGAGGGGAACGAGAGCGGUGAGCUCCUGGACUACAACGAUUCCAGUGUGCUCGAACAGUUCCAUGAAGAUGCUUUGAGACAGGCUGGCUGUGGUCUCUACCAGAUUCGUGUAUACUUGGCCGUCGGCUUUGCUAUAGCUGGGGCUUCGCUCGAGCUGGCUUCUAUAGCAUUUGUGUUACCAUCAGCGGAGAUAGAGCUAUGUAUACAGCCGCAUGAGAAGAACUGGUUGGUUUUAAUAUCAAUAAUGGGGUGGUCGCUGGGCGCGGUGGGAUGGGGCGCGCUGGCCGAGCGUGGCGGGCGCAGACGCGCGCUGCACUCGGCGCUGGCGGUCAACGCGGUGUUCGCCGCCAUCGCUGCCUUCAUGCCCACUUAUGGGACUUUCAUGAUGGCUAGAUUCUGCUCGGCGAUAGGUUCCGGCGGCGUGAUGCCCGCCGGUCUCGCGUACGCCGGCGAGAGCGCAGCGAGGCCGGCGCGCGUGCCGCUGGCCGCAGCGCUGCCGGGCUGUCUCGGCGCCGGCGUGCUGCUUGCUGCGGGGCUCGCGCGUGCCGUACUCCCGCCCACUGGGGCUGACGCGCUCGUUGACAGCAAGGAGCAUUUCAGCGCUUGGCACAGAUAUUUGCUGCUCUGCACAAUACCGAUACUGGCGUCGCUCAUCAGUCUCGUAUGGACGCACGAGUCGCCGCGCUACUUGCUGGAAAUGGGUCGGGAUGUGGACGCCAUGAUGGUGUAUCAGAGCAUCCACAGCGGUAACCAGACCCGAGUGUGUGGGGUCUCUCAUACCACGGAGUACCGUUUGGGCGAACUGGCGUUGCCCGGCAAGAGACGUGCGCCUGCGCUGCACCACGUACGGCACAGUGUUAAGAUGUUCUGGCAGGCGUUCUUCCAGCUGUUCUCAACCACGUACAGGAGCACAACGCUCUCUUUGACUGGAAUGCUGCUGUGUACAGUUGCGAUACAAUUCUUUCUAUUGGCCUACAUACCAGCGGUGGUGGUCAAAAUGGAGAACGAAGAGUACGAGCUGACGAGAAAAACUAUAGAAAAUGUAACAUACGAGCACGUGUCAUACAACGAAACACUCGAAAAUAUGGAUUUUGUUGAGGUCACAUUCAAGAAUUGCACUUUCCGAGAUAUACUAAUGUCUCACGUCGAGUUUGUGAAUUGUACAUUCUAUAACUCCGCUCUCUCUAAUAUAAAGACCUCGUACACAACGUUCAGGGACACGACGUUCGUUAAUAGCACAAUAAUAGACACGGACAUGCAAAUUAAUCGCGAGCUGCUCUCGUGCACGCUGAUAGCGAGCAGUGUCCGUGGUAUGAACUCCGCGUGCCGUCCCGAUGUGCGUUGGGUGCUUCGCCCCGCGGUGCUGCGUCGCCUGUGUGCCGCGCAUGGGGCUCUGCUAGCGGCCUUGCCCACUGGCGUGCGGCGUGCCCACGUGCCCCGCGUCUAUGUGGCAAUGAAUAUCAUAUCGGCGGUACUCGCCCCGGCGCUGUACGUGGCGCGCUCUCAAGUUGCCCUGUACCUGAUAGAAGCGGCGUACGCUCUUAUCAAUACGUUCAUAUUUUUCAGCGUUGCUAUACGCAUAAUGGAUGUAUAUCCUGCUCAUUUGAGAUGCACAGUACACGGGCUGGCCCUCUCCGCGGCUUACCUGGCGGGUGCUGCCGCCCGGACUGCGGGUGGUCUGCCCCCGGCCUCCGUGGCCAUAGUGGCAGCCCUAGCGCUCGCAGCCGCAGCCGCCGGCCGACACGCU